Molecule: messenger RNA, 4143 nt
Organism: Leptosia nina
Lineage: Eukaryota; Metazoa; Arthropoda; Insecta; Lepidoptera; Pieridae
Source: the annotation of a GenBank genome assembly
AUGAGCUAUAUUAGGAACAACAGUGUAAAGAAAAACCGGAAACGGAGAUCGGAUUGUGUACAUGCAAUGGGACUCCUAGUUCCAGUUGUACCUCCCGGGACACUGGCUGGUGGAAGACCGUCAGUCCGGGGCAAACCAGAGAUCCCCCGUGGUUCCACGGCUGGUCUGCCAGGAGCGAGUCCUCUAACAACGGCCCCCCUAGCCGCCCCCCUCCACCCGGCGACCCGACAGAGGGAGGCACAAGCACUUGCGCCCCCACAACACGCAUCGUUCUUACGCAGGACGUCGACUGGGAGCGCCAGUUCCGGGGAAGCACCGGCACCGUCGCCAAGUCCAUCCGGGACAAGCCAUUCGGAUAAAGAUCAAGAUCCACAGGAAAAGAUCGAGAAGUUGGAAGAAGACAAGAAGAGAAGACUGCAGCUUUACGUUUUCGUGUCAAGAUGCAUCGCUCAUCCUUUCAAUGCGAAACAACCGACCGACAUGACGCGGCGUCACACGAAAGUAACCAUGCACCAACUGGAAACUAUACAAGCCAGAUUCCAGGCUUUCCUCAAAGGGGAAACCCAAAUUCUAGCGGACGAGGCCUUCCAAAAUGCAGUCCAAGCGUACUUCGACAUCUUUUUAAAAUCUGAAAGGGUCGAACAAAUGGUUAAAGCCGGCGCUUGCACUCAUAAUGACUUUAGAGAGGUCUUCAGAAACAAUAUUGAGAAGAGAGUCAAUGAAUGUAUCUUCAAAUCGCAAGCAGAAAUCGACGGCCUGACAAAAGACACCGUGGUUACCACGUGGCUAGCCAAACUUGACUGCAUUAUGAAAGGAACCGGCGUACCAGGAGACGAUGAAUCGAAACGGCCGUCUCGAGCCCAGCAGCAGAGUCUCAACGCCGAGUGCAUCCUCAGCAAGGAGCAACUGUACGACAUGUUCCAACAGAUACUGGGAGUGAAGAAAUUUGAGCAUCAAUUACUAUUCAACGCACUUCUUCUGGAUUCAGCAGACGAACAAGCAGCAGCCAUCAGACGAGAACUGGAUGGAAGAAUGCAGAAAGUUAACGAAAUGGAAAGGAACCGUAAGCUGAUGCCGAAGUUUGUGCUGAAAGAAAUGGAGUCCUUGUACAUUGAAGAGCUGAAGUCGUCUAUCAACUUGUUGAUGGCCAAUCUUGAGUCACUCCCUGUCUCAAAAGGCGGGGCGGACUCAAAGUACGGCCUUCAUAAAAUCAAGCGGUAUAACAACAGAUCACAAGGAUCUCUAGCCAACAAACUGACUGGCGAGGGAGACGGCGGUGAUGUUGACACGCAGCUUACCAAAAUGGAUGUAGUUCUCACAUUCCAAAUCGAGGUAGUUGUUAUGGAAGUCAAGGGUUUGAAAUCUUUAGCGCCAAAUAGGAUUGUAUACUGCACCAUGGAGGUAGAAGGUGGAGAUAAACUACAGACUGAUCAAGCGGAAGCAUCGAAGCCUAUGUGGGAUACUCAAGGAGACUUCAGUACAACUCAACCGCUGCCCGCUGUUAAAGUUAAGUUGUAUACGGAGAAUCCUGGUGUACUGGCAUUAGAGGACAAAGAGUUGGGGAAAGUUGUUUUGAGGCCUACACCCUUAUCCAGCAAGGCACCAGAGUGGCAUCGGAUGACUGUGCCCAAAAACCUUCCUGAUCAAGACCUUAGAAUUAAAAUUGCUUGCAGAAUGGACAAGCCACUGAACAUGAAACAUUGCGGUUACCUGCAUGUAAUCGGAAAGGCUGUGUGGCGUAAAUGGAAGAGGAGGUACAUGGUUCUGGUCCAAGUGAGCCAGUACACGUUCGCGUUGUGCUCAUACAAGGAUAAGAAGUCGGAGCCAGCUGAAAUGAUGCAACUAGACGGUUUCACUGUGGACUACAUCGAAUUGGCGAGUGCUCAACUAAUGGUUGGACAAGAGCUCGAAGGUGCUAAAUACUUCAUGAAUGCUGUGAGGGAUGGGGAAUCAGUUCUGAUGGGAGUAAGCGAUGAGAACGAAUGCCACUUGUGGGUUAUGGCCCUGUACCGGGCCACUGGGCAGAGCCAUAAACCAACCCCUCCGACCACGUCAGAUACUCAUAUCAAAAUCAUGGGAGAUGCAGAUAAAGCAAGAAAGCACGGAAUGGAGGACUACAUACAGGCGGAUCCUUGUCAGUUCGAUCACCAUCAGCUCUUCUGCACUCUGCAGUCGCUGACGCUUAAAUAUCGGCUGCAAGAUCCUUAUUGUUCCCUGGGUUGGUUCUCGCCUGGUCAAGUAUUUGUCCUGGAUGAAUACUGCGCGAGGUAUGGGGUCAGAGGGUGCUAUAGACACCUGUAUUACCUUUCCGAUCUACUAGAUGUCGCUGAGAGCGCAACACAGAUGGUGGAUCCUACCCUCAUGCAUUACUCCUUUGCGUUUUGUGCCAGCCACGUACAUGGAAACAGUACUGCCACGUUGCCUGGCAGGCCCGAUGGUGUGGGCAGCAUCACGGUCCAGGAGAAGGAGAAGUUCGCGGAGAUAAAGGAGCGGCUCAAGACGCUGCUGCAGCAUCAGAUCACCAACUUCAGAUAUGCGUUUCCAUUUGGAAGGCCGGAGGGGGCUUUGAAGGCAACGCUGUCACUGUUAGAGCGAGUGCUGAUGAAGGAUGUGGUAACACCAGUCGCACCAGAGGACGUCCGAGCCAUGAUACAGAACUGCUUAGAGAACGCAGCGCUACUGAACUACCAACAACUUAGUCAGAAGGCUAAUAUCGAAGAGGACCUUCGUGGCGACACCAUGGUGACUCCCGCCAAGAAGUUGGAGGACCUCAUUCGCUUGGCGGAACUUUGCGUGGAUCUUUUACAGCAGAACGAAGAACACUAUGCCGAGGCGUUCGCGUGGUUCUCCGACCUUUUGACAGAGCACGCGGAGAUUUUCUGGGCGCUGUUCGCCGUGGACAUGGACAGGGUUUUAGCUGAACAACCCCCCGACACCUGGGAUUCCUUCCCAUUGUUCCAAAUCCUUAAUGAUUAUUUGCGCUCCGAUGGUAAGAUGAAAGAAACCUUGAGGAAUGGCCGCUUCCACGAGCACCUCCGGGACACGUUCGCCCCGCUCGUCGUCAGAUACGUGGACCUCAUGGAGUCUUCCAUAUCUCAGUCCUUGCAUAAGGGCUUUGAAAAGGAACGCUGGGAGAUAAAGGGAAAUGGCUGCGCCACCAGCGAAGAGUUGUUCUGGAAGUUGGACGCGCUACAGAGCUUCAUCAGGGACCUGCACUGGCCUGAGCCAGAGUUCAGGUCACAUUUGGAGCAGAGGCUGAAGCUUAUGGCUAGUGACAUGAUGGAGACCUGUAUACAGAAGACAGAGGCUUCCUUUCAGGCGUGGCUCAAGAAGAGCGUCACCUUCAUGUCAACGGACUACAUAAUUCCAGCAGAAAUUUGCGCUAUGGUGAACGUAGCUCUGGACGCCAAGAACCAAGCUCUGAAGUUGUGUGCCGUGGAGGGGGUGGAUAUCUACCAGUACCAUGCUAAAAUGGAUGCCCAGAUCGAGACGUGUCUGCACGCGAUGGCGACUGGCAUGACGACGAGGCUGUCCGCGGUGCUGGAGGCGACCCUGGCUAAGAUCGCCCGCUUCGAUGAGGGAAGUUUAAUUGGGUCGAUACUCACGAUUGCAAACGUGUCCGGAUCGGGGAAGGACAUCGGCCAGGGUUACGUGAACUUCAUGAGAAACUCCAUGGAUCAAAUCAGAUCAAAGGUGACAGACGAGCUAUGGAUCCUACAGCUGUUCGAGCAGUGGUACGGAGUUCAGAUGAACCUCAUCGGGAACUGGCUUCAGGAGAGACCAGCGUUACACCCACAGCAGGUGGCCUGCUUGUCGAUUGUUGUUAAGAAAAUGUACAGCGACUUCGAGCUUCAAGGCGUGAUAGAUGACAAGCUCAACUCGAAGACUUACCAAGCUGUUGCCUCGAGGAUGCAUACGGAAGAAGCUACUUGCAGUCUUCUGCUGGCACAACAGGAUACUGGUGGUGGCGACGAGGGAUCGGAAGAUGGAGGUUCCAAAGCCGGUAAAUCUAAGUUGGAGUCAUUGACAGAGGAAGCCAAGCUUGGGAACGUCUCUGCAGUUGUCGGAAAGGUCGGCAACAUGUUCGGAAGAGGCAUCGGAGAGUUAUCGACAAAAUUGGGAGGAGCUUCGUCUUGGUUUUAG